UGUCGGCGGCCGGCAGCGGCUCAGUGCGGGGCGCAGCGCGGAGCCCGCUCGGGACUCGCCCGCCACGGCGGGUGACUUCGCGCCGGCCUCAUGUUUUCCCCCAGCCAGGAGGAGCACUGCGCGCCGAACAAGGAGCCCGUCAAGUACGGGGAGCUGGUGGUGCUGGGCUAUAAUGGAUCCCUCCCUAAUGGAGACAGAGGACGCAGGAAAAGCAGAUUUGCCCUUUAUAAGCGACCGAAGGCAAAUGGAGUUAAGCCCAGCACUGUUCAUGUGAUUUCUACACCUCAAGCAUCAAAGGCAAUCAGCUGUAAAGGUCAGCACAGUAUCUCUUACACCUUAUCCAGAAACCAGACUGUUGUAGUGGAGUAUACUCAUGACAAAGAUACAGACAUGUUUCAGGUUGGGAGGUCAACAGAAAGCCCUAUAGACUUUGUAGUGACAGAUACUAUUUCUGGAAGUCAAAACAAUGAUGAAACCCAGAUUACACAAAGCACCAUAUCCCGUUUUGCAUGCAGGAUUGUUUGUGACAGGAGCCCACCAUAUACAGCAAGGAUUUUUGCAGCUGGAUUUGACUCAUCCAAAAAUAUAUUUCUUGGUGAAAAAGCAGCAAAGUGGAAAAAUCCUGAUGGCCACAUGGAUGGAUUGACAACUAAUGGAGUGCUGGUCAUGCAUCCAAAAGGAGGGUUCACAGAGGAGUCCAAGCCUGGAGUCUGGCGGGAAAUCUCUGUCUGCGGUGAUGUCUACACUCUCCGGGAAACCAGAUCUGCUCAGCAAAGGGGGAAACUGGUAGAAAACGAGACCAAUGUCCUGCAGGAUGGCUCUCUCAUUGACCUGUGUGGGGCCACUCUUCUGUGGAGAACGGCAGACGGACUGUUUCACACUCCGACUCAGAAACACAUCGAAGCUCUGCGACAGGAGAUAAACGCUGCCAGGCCUCAGUGUCCCGUCGGCUUAAACACUUUGGCGUUUCCCAGCAUCAACCGUAAAGAUGUGGUAGAAGAGAAGCAGCCCUGGGCAUACCUCAGCUGUGGGCACGUUCACGGCUAUCACAACUGGGGACAUCGCAGUGACACAGAAGCCAACGAGCGGGAAUGUCCGAUGUGCAGAACCGUUGGCCCCUAUGUGCCUCUCUGGCUCGGCUGUGAAGCAGGUUUUUAUGUGGAUGCUGGUCCUCCAACUCAUGCUUUCACCCCGUGUGGACACGUGUGCUCUGAGAAGUCUGCAAAAUACUGGUCUCAAAUCCCUCUGCCUCACGGUACUCACGCAUUUCAUGCUGCCUGCCCUUUCUGUGCGACACAACUGUCUGGGGAACACAACUGCGUCAAGCUGAUUUUUCAGGGUCCAAUUGACUAAUAUCACUUUGCAAUGACCACAAUAAAUUUUUUCUUUAACAACUUACUGUGAAGAUUUUGCCACUAACUCUAGAUUUUACCUUUUUUUUUUAAUAAUGUUAUUAAUAGGGUGGUGGGGUGGGGAUGGGGAACGAACAACAAAAUUGUGAGGGACUGUGGUGGAACUGGGAUACAUUGAUACCUGGAACUCGACAGAUAUCAGUGGUGUUGCAUGCUCAAAAGCAGCAUAUUCAUGAAGUCUUCUUGGUCAAACUGUAGUCUAUUUGUAAUCUUUUUAUUAGUACCCUGGAUUGGAGAAAGGUGUCUUAAUGAUUUUUUUUAAGCUAAGAUUUUUUUAAUGGAAAGGUUUUUUUUCUUCUAACCUUUGACAAGCCUUUAAAAGCUGUUUUUCAAAUCUAGGAGGAACAUGCAGAAUGUAACUGUCUUAAUUUACAGUAUAACUUAACUUGAAUAGAUUUUUCAAGGAGCUAAUACAGAAUGUGUGGACAAACGUAGGUGAGUGUUCACUGGAGAUAAUUGGAUAUGUAAGAGAAAUUAGCUGCCUAAAUUGUAAAGUAUAAAAGCUGUUAAAAGUACCUGUUAUAGUGUAACACAGCUGGCCAAAAAGGCAUCAAAUAUUACUUGAAACUGAGGGAAUCUUGUUUGCAUUGAUUUCCUUCCAACCCUUAAGAUUCUGUGUAAUAGAUAUCUACUGUUGGUUAAGUAUGUUGUAUGGCUGUUUUGGGUUUUUUUUUCAUGUCUUUAGGGUUUUUUUUCCCCUUGCUGUUUAACCUGUAUCUGGUGAAACUGCUUUCCAUUUUUACAUACUGAGUUCUGGGUUUGAAGCCAAUGUUCUGUAUGUAUAGUCUGGCCUUUUUAUUUCUGCUCAACUUGGCUUGCCCUGACUGCUCCUUGCAUACCCAGGACCACUGGGUUAAUUGAGAUGUAGCCAGCCUUCAAAAACUGCAUUAAUGAAGGGGUGGUGUCACAAGACAGAAGGAUUCAGUGCAGCUGACACAGAACUUAUUUACACAGACCUGAAUUCAGGAAAGCACUUCCUUGGUGUUUAAAUAUAAGCCCACGGAUGGGACUUACUCUCAAGUGCUUCAGUGGAUUGUGGUUAUAUGCUGUUAUGUUUUGAAAUUAAAAAAAGCAAUUAAAAAGCAGUUAUUUUUUUAAGCUGGCUUACUAGCCAAAAUGCUGUAAGGGGAGCAUCGUUUCUAGUUCAGCUGAGUGUUUUGGUUCGGUUUUCAACUUACUGCCAUCUGUCACCUUUUUUUUUCCCUCUAUUUUUACAGAUUGAGAUGUGUCUGUAGCCAUUCUUCCUUUCCUUUUUUUUCCCCCCAAUGUUUGCAAAUCAAACAACAUUCAAAUGUAAUCAAAUAUAUGCACCAGGGUGGUACAUCUGAAGUGAAUCACUUGAAAUUCCUGACUUUUUAAAGAGAACUGAUAAAUGUUUACUAUGGAAAUAAUUAAAUCAGAAUUUCAUAUGAGAUGUACCCUGCCCACUGUUAGUUUCAUUUCAUACAGAAUGAUAACUGUGAGUUGUGGAGUGGGGUUUUUUUUCCCUUUUGCUUCUGUGCUCUUGAUAUCUGAGGUAUCAAUCUAUCCAGGUUGGAGGGGAAAAAAAAGGGGAGGGGGGGUAAAAAUUACAACAUCUCUAGAUGAAAUUGAUCAUUCAAGCUCAGUUCUGUUUAAUCAACUAUAGCUUUUUGCUAUAUUUGUGCCCUUUGUAUAAAUAUAUAAUUUAUAUGAUUUUAAUAUAUUCUGUAUAUACAGUUGAAUUGGCCUGUUCAUAUUUUGGUUGUAAGAUUGUUUUAUAGUUAACCUUAUAAACAUUUUACCUGUCCCUUGCCAAUGGUGGUGGGACAAGCUUUGUCUGCUGCUGUUCUUGGUAUAAUUUUGCUGUAUAAACAUUCAGCAUUUUCAUAAUUUGAAAAUAGCUUUUCUGUUAUGCUUUUGCUGUUAAAAAAUUACUCUGCAGCAUUUUCUCUACAUCCCAAACUGUACAGUUUCUGUCCCACUCGGUGACUGGAGAUAGGAUGAAUCUUGUUAAACUAAAACAAUAUGCUUCUUCCUAGUGCCUUUUCAAUGAGAUCCUCUUGUGGUUUUCCAUAUUCUGGGUCCUUACUCCCACAAGACAACCUUGUGGCUAAUCUUCAUCAAGAGUUGGCAGCCCAACUGGAUUGGGAAGAAACGCCUUUGGCCUUCAAUUCCUUCUUGUGGUUUCCGUCAUCAAUGUGAAGGUGCCUCUUGUUUCUAUUCAGUACAAGUUCCUCAGGUCCCAUAUGCAUACUGCAGCAUUCUUUCUCUUUAGCAUAUACCUCAUCUGGGAGAGGCAGUCACACCUCCACCUCCUCCUCCUUGGACUCUGAAGUACUUAACUUUGUUUCUCACGAGCGAUGCCGUGAGAACACUCUUUUCGGGAACAGUUCCCCAUCGAAUGAAGGCCACGAGCUGUGUGCUCAGGCUGGUGGCCAGAGGCCUCGAGCUCUGCGUGUGGCACCUUCACAGCUCUGGCUGCAGCUGUAUUGCUGAGCUGCUUGGACCUGCACAGGUAGUCUCCCUCUGAGCCUAAAUGGAUUGUGAAUACCUGGCCUCCUGGGCAUCUCCGUCACCAAGCUUCUUUACUUUCUUCCGUGGCUGUGGUGUUUUAAUUGCUGCUUCGGGGCUCUGGUACAGCUCUGCCGUGUGCAGAGGGAACACACGGUGUUAGGAGAAUCCUCGCUGGGAACGCUCACACACCAUCUGGUUAUGAUGUGUUUGGCUCAUGUGAAGUGGAAGACUGGCUAAUGGUUUGUAUCCAAGGGACAGAUUGGUUUGAAAAGACCAGAUUUUAAACAAGAUUUUUGUUUCUUUCCCUGAUGGCCAUUCUAUAUAAUUCAAGAAACACUGCACGAAGGAAAACUCUCCUCUUAACCUGGGAAACAAAACUUCCACAGUUCCUUUGCAUGAAUCCAGGUACUUUGCCAUUAACCAGUAUUCAAAUCAAGGGUGAGUCCCUCCAAACUGGAUUUUCUGGGAAGGCAGAAGAGUUUGUAGCAUUGUUCUCAGAUACUACUGCCCCAUGCUGCUCAAGUUAAACGAUGGACCCCUUUGUCUCACAGCCCUUUUCUCCUUCCCUCAUCUCAGUAAACACACAUCCUCACCACUCUGGUGAUUCUGUAGGAGAAAGUAGUUUGUGGAUAAAUAAGACUGGUCCUGUUUGAAGUUGGGUGAAUUUGAGAACCACUCUCCAACUUUGCUUUGAAAGUUUGUCAUAGUUUCAGUGUUAGAUUUCCUGCACACCAUUUCAAAUGCUGGCAAUGUAUGCAGUAAGGCUUUUUUCACCUGUUACUGUUGAUUCCAUUUGAAUGCUUCAAAACCAGCUUUGACUGCAUAAACUUACAGCUGAAAAGUGUUUUUCUAGUCUGAUCUUUGUAAAGGGGAAAAAAAAAAUCUGUCAUAGCUGUGCAGGCUGGAGCUGUAACACUUUGCUUUUUCCUGGCAGCUUUUUGAUAGAGUGCUGCAGCCUAAACAGACAGCUGAGGGCUGAGCCUUGUUCUUAUUUGGAAUCGUGGUCCAAGUUGUAUGAAAGAGUCAGCAUGAGACUGCAUUUUAAGCACCGAUGGUUUUUCAAGUGUGGUCACUUUGUGCCUCAGGGCACAGUAAUAGCACUGGCAGAGUAAUGAAAGGAAGAUUUAUUGGUUUUCUUUUCUUUGUAAGGGUGGGAAUGGGGCUUAGAACAGAGGAACGCCAUUGUUGAGCUGAUCCUGGUAGGGACAGACCCACCCUGAAACAAAGGCGUGCCAGGAACUGACCAGAAGCGUGGUGGUAGCUGCUCCUGCUUUCCCACCUGCUUCCAUGCUCUUAGAAGGCUCUUUUUCCAAUUGUUAGGAAGCUCUGGGGAUAGCAUGAUAAAGCUGGGAUCUUCCCAAUAAAACACUUUGCUGGCAGUUCCUGGAAUUUGAGCAUUCCCCUUCAGAGCCCGUGCAAGGAGCCAUGGUACUGAGUGUAUCACAGUGAGAAACUAAAGUAGUCUCUGAACAGAACUACUUUUGACUCCACACACCACCUCAGGGAAACUGUUGGUUUCAGCUGCAGUUACCUCUCCCUUUAGUGCUGCUGUAGUAGCUGAUGGCUUUGUUCAUCACUUCAUUCUUCUGGAAGUGGAAGAAGGUUCUCCACCGUGUUUCUGUUGAUCCAGCUCCUGGUCCUGACCCUUCUCUGGGGUCUCAGGGGUGUUGGUAGUGAUGUGGCCAUUGGGACAACUGGUAGAUAUAUUUAAAUGCAUUUUUAGUGUGGCAGGAAAACUGACCUGGCCAAGGAUUCCUCCUCCUGUUUGCUCAGUUUUCAGCCUCUUGUGAGUUGUGGACUCCUCUCAUUUUCUCUUUACCCAUGUAGUUGCAGAUAAACAAGUAAAUACAUCUUGGCAAGAAAAACAAGGAAGAGAAAUGAAAAGCUACCUUCAGGCUUGCUUAUCUCUCCAAGGAAAAUAGAAAUCGGAGUUGCAAAUGUCUCUUACAGAUUUUCUCAUCAUUCUGGAUUUUAUAACACUUCACACGAUGUUGUGAGUGAAAAGGAAAAACUUAAAAGGUAAAGGCUGGUUUUGGGGGGGGGGUAGAGGGAGGAAAAGAGGAUAGUUUCUAGGAUGAAGCCACAGUAGUUCUGCAGGCCCUGUGCAAACCACAUCCUGUUGGCUGCAGCAGACACUUCCAUCUCGAAAGAACAGUAGAGUUCCACUCAACAGGUAGUGGAGAUAGAGCUUUGCUUUCUGUAUUGUUCAGACAUUUCACUUACUGGCAGCAGAACAAAAAUAAGAGUCGCUCGGGCCACCAAACUGCAGCCAAAAUGAGUGGCUGCCAAGGUUUCCUUUUAAUGAAGCUUACUUGUCCUUUACUGAUGGGCAGGACAAUGUUUGAGCCACCUGGAAGCCCCUUCUGCUUGUGUGCUGGUGAUUAGGGAUGGAUAUCACUUUCCUCUUGGAUCAAAGAUGUGAUGGAAGGUGCCUUGUGGCACAGCUGUAGGAGGAGCCUCGGUCACACAGCGAGCUCCAUCCGAGGGAGAAGGGAUGUUCACCUUCUCUGAGGGGAUAUUCACCUUCCCUGUUAGCAGCUGUACAAACUUGUGGCUGUGUUUGUAGAAUUGGUCUUUUCUAUACCAUGUGAAACAGACUGAAACAGUUCCUUUGCUGUUGUACCUGUGGAAGUACAAGCCAUUGUACAGGAGAAAAACCCCCACAUGUCCCAAAAACAAAAAUGAUCUCAGUAUGGUCACUGACUCCCUCAGGUUUUUUUUUUACCCUGCUGGUUGCUUUUCAGGGCUUCACUUUGAUUUGCAAAAACAUAUAAAUAACUUAAAAAAUAAAUGGUUUCUCUUACCCUUUUAUCCCCUCCCUUCUGCUCCUCAACAAACAAAAAUGCAGACCUUUGAUUGAGGAUUCUCAAGUAAUCUGAGGUAGGGGAGGGUAUUGAGGUGUGAGUGCCCUGAAAUUUCAGUUAAUUCCCUUUCCCUGGUUUUUAAAUGGAGCUGUUUGUUUUCAA
Colius striatus (speckled mousebird) is the source of this 6853-nucleotide messenger RNA. RefSeq names its product pellino E3 ubiquitin protein ligase family member 2 (gene PELI2). The record is from RefSeq and is a predicted model, not a curated record. Lineage: Eukaryota; Metazoa; Chordata; Aves; Coliiformes; Coliidae. Gene Ontology annotation, molecular function: ubiquitin protein ligase activity; protein binding. The transcript is spliced from 6 exons. Gene Ontology annotation, biological process: regulation of Toll signaling pathway; protein polyubiquitination. The coding region runs from base 91 to 1353 and encodes 420 amino acids.